Molecule: messenger RNA, 2316 nt
Organism: Dreissena polymorpha
Lineage: Eukaryota; Metazoa; Mollusca; Bivalvia; Myida; Dreissenidae
Product: complement C1q tumor necrosis factor-related protein 4-like
Exons: 5
Coding region: 376-801 (141 amino acids)
Molecular function (GO): protein binding
Source: RefSeq, a predicted model, not a curated record
UCCAUCGUGUUGUGCGGUUUCAUAUUUUCUGCGUUAACAGUUUCAGGCGUCCAGUUGGACAUAACUGCGUCAUCUACUAACGGUGUAUGGAGCGCGUGGAGCGCGUGGGACACGUGCAGUGUCACGUGCGGGUUAGGGCUGAGGAGACGUGACCGGGUUUGUAACAAUCCAAAGCCUUUAUUUCACGGCAUCCACUGCCUAGGGUACAACACCAAUUAUGAGAUAUGCACUAACAAAAGCUGUUCGGAAUGGUCUGCAUGGGGCGCAUGGGGCGCAUGUUCCAACACGUGUGGGUACGGACAAAAGGUGCGAACUCGUUACUGCAGAGGCCCGCCUGACCCUCUCUCUUGCCUCGGAAACGAUGUUGAUAAAGAUAUGUGCGAUACCUCAUGUAAUGCACACCGAAAUGAAGAAACGUCGGCUUUUACAGCCAACUACGUGGAGGGAUCAGGGAAGCCUCUGAUAUUUUCGAGAGUAGAACUAAACGUUGGCAACGACUACAAUACCAGCACUGGCGUAUUUACAUGCAGAGUUCCAGGAAUUUACUACUUUAUGGUUAGCUUGGAAAAGCAGAGGGAUGCAACACAUGAUUAUGUUGUUGCAAUCAUGCUUAUAAAGGGGACCAAUACACUGUACUCACAUGUCUGGGUAAAUGAUGCUGGUUACCACAUGCUUGGAGUAUCAGGUACUUUCCACAUGAAGCGAGGUGAUACCGCGAGUAUCAGCAGUAGCCCGGCAUCAUAUUUUAGAUAUGAUGGUGGUGCUUUCACAGGUUUUUUAAUCAGACCUGAUUACGUUUAGGCUCUUCUAAGGAUGCUACUGUUCCCUUGUGUUUGAACAGAGUGACGCUAUGAACAUAAUCAAGUCAACGUAUAUUUCUGGAGUGUAUCCAAAUACGCUACGGUUGCUUUUAUUGGUUAAAUAAGCUGUGUUAAAUAAGAAAGACAAAACGUAAUAGCGGAAAUGAUUUUCUGUAAUAUUUGGUGUGCUUUAUUACACGUAUUUUCUUACAUGCACAGAAUGGAUAGUACUAAAAAGACCCUAGAUUUUACAGGACUCUGACAGAUAGUUACAUACAAAGGAUCGUACAAAAUACUGGGAGACCGUUACAUCCUUAAUUGUACAGUUACCGAAAUAAUGUAAAAAGAACAGAAGUUAUAUUUUGCAUUGAGCCGUAAAAUAGACGAUCCUGUCCGUGCCACCAGCUUCCAGAACUUUUCUUGUAAAUGAUUUAAAGUAUGAUUUAACGUUUAACGUUUGAUCAUAUUCUAUUUAUGGCAAUAGUGAUAGUGGUUUGUUUGUGUGACUGUCAGGUUCAUACCUUUAUCCACCAUUAUGGGACUUAGACGUAAAUGUACUGACUUAAACCUUAUAUCAAGACAACAGUGUGCAUGCAUUUACCAUGGCGUUCGCUCCAAGUCAAUGUCACAAUGUCGGAAAAGGCUAUAUGCCUAACCAGAGGAUGUAAAGGUACAUACCUGCUGCGAUAAAUAUUCACUAUAUCUCUGUUAAACAACACUCGUGUAUGUGUCAAAUUACAUUAAGCGGGGACAUCUCAACAAGUUAUUAAUCUUUUAUUUUUAUUUUUCAAGACAUUCUAUUUCAAGAUUGAAGACAAGUACACAAACAAAAUGAAUUACAAUGUAUAACAAUAAUGUUUUGCAAUCGAACACAAGAAAACGUCAACAGAAAACAUUAAAUGCAUCCAACACAUGUCUUAAUUUAUAUAUAAUAUAAUAGAAGUCAACGACAGACAAAGCAUACAAGUUAGUGAAGUAUCAUGUAAACUUUACAAUUACAUGCAGUUGAGUGUUGAAAAAUACAUACAUGAAAUACAAAAAGAAAGAGAGAAAAACACAUCUUCUAGAGUGUAUGUACAUCACAGCUAUUAGUUACAAGUUAUUUAUCUUUACAAACAUAUUAGCAGGGACGUACGCGGAAUUUUGUAUUCUGAGUAAUUGUGUUUUCGAAUAUUAUUAUUUAAAUUGAAAUGUUUGAGUCUUCAUGUCCUUCUAGUUGUCACUAAUUCACAGGUUCUUGCAAAAUGUACAAGUGUAAAUAAGGCCAAUUUAUAAAUGAGUAUCUCUAAGUUAAACUGUAAACCUAUAUAAUGUGUAAUAUAGCACACACAACUAUGCAACUAUUUUAAGUUUUGUUUUUGAAAACAUGCAACAAUUGGAUUACUUAUAUACAGUAAACCUUUAUUCCAAUUUUAAUUUGUUAUCGCCGAGUGGUAACGAUAAUGCUAUUUGCCAAUUGUUCGAAUCAAGGUGUUUGCGAUAGCGUCUGUACUAAUAAAAAAUAUGCAUUAAAGGA